AAUUCAAUUGAAUGGAUAUGAUGAAGUACACUGAAAUCAAGUGGCUUCAUUUUACCAUUCAAUUUUGUAUGCUUUUGAGUCUAUGAUGCAGUGAUAUGGGUAGAUACAAUAAAUGUUUCACUGGUUUCUCCACUUUCUCUGUGCACUAAGCAAGGAUGAGACCUACUCAGUGAAUGAGAGGUACUUGAUUUAUAAUAUAUUUCACUAUAAAUUUAUCCCAGAAAGAUGGCCUCACUUAAUAACACCCUAUUUCAUCCAUAUUCUUUCUUCCUUCUGGGGAUCCCUGGGCUGGAACACAUGCAUAUCUGGAUGGGUAUCCCUUUCUUUGCUGUGUACCUGAUAGCUGUUCUUGGGAAUAUCAGCAUCCUUUCUGUGAUUGAGACUGAGAGCACCCUCCACCAGCCCAUGUUCUACUUCCUGGCCAUUCUGUCAUCUAUCGACCUGGGCCUGUCCACAUCCACGAUCCCCAAGAUGCUUGGAAUCUUCUGGUUCAGCCUGAGAGAAAUCUCCUUUGAGGGAUGUCUCAUCCAGAUGUUCUUCAUCCAUCUAUUCACUGGCAUGGAGUCGGCUGUGCUCGUGGCCAUGGCCUAUGAUCGCUAUGUGGCCAUCUGUAACCCUCUUCGGUACACACUGGUGCUGACAAACAAGGUGGUAUUCAUCAUUGCAUUGAUAAUUCUACUGAGGCCUUUGUCUUUUGCCAUACCCUUUGUUCCACUCAUCCUACGGUUACCAUUUUGUGGGCACCAACUUAUCCCUCACACUUAUUGUGAGCACAUGGGCAUUGCCCGCCUGUCCUGUGCCAGCAUCAGGGUCAACAUCAUCUAUGGCUUAUAUGCCAUCUCUAACCUGGUGUUUGACAUCAUAGCCAUUGUCAUUUCUUAUGCCCAGAUCCUUCAUGCUGUCUUUCGACUGCCUUCCCAUGAUGCUCGGCUCAAAGCGCUCAGCACCUGUGGCUCUCACGUGUGUGUCAUGUUGGCUUUCUACACCCCUGCAUUUUUUUCAUUUAUGACCCACAGGUUUGGCCGGAAUAUACCACGUUAUAUUCACAUCCUUCUGGCUAAUUUCUAUGUAGUCAUUCCACCGGCUCUCAACCCUGUAAUCUAUGGUGUCAGAACUAAACAGAUUAGAGAACAGGUGCUGAAGGUAUUUUCCAAGAAAAAAACAUAACUCUUGUAAAUAAUCCAUUUAAGAAGGGAGCAGCACUAAUUCUCUAUGUUCAGAACAGAAAGAGAACAUUUGAAAGUUACACAGGCCUAUCUUAGGGGAGUCCUGUCACCCUCCUUCUCAAACCCAGAAAUGGAAAGUUAGGCCCAUGUCUAACACAUGAGUAAAAGUGUUUUAUCAUUUUCCAUUGUUUGGAAAUCAUUCAGAUUCCUCAUGUGGAAGAAAACGAACUCUUUGUUCUGUUUCCAUUAUGAUCGAACAUAUUGCAUUCCACACUUGGCAUCAUUUUAAAGCAAAACCAACCCUCCAAAAAGGAAAUACCACACAAAUAAUAAAAACACCAUAAAUUCCUUCAUAUCCUAAUUUAAACAAAAAUAGUUCAUCACUGUUACUAGUGCUGGUCCCCAAAAUAAUAGAUGCUCAAACACUUCCCAUAUGGCUGGACUCCC
Felis catus (domestic cat) is the source of this 1613-nucleotide messenger RNA. RefSeq names its product olfactory receptor 52E1-like. Lineage: Eukaryota; Metazoa; Chordata; Mammalia; Carnivora; Felidae. Bases 226 to 1167 code for a protein of 313 amino acids. The record is from RefSeq and is a predicted model, not a curated record. Gene Ontology annotation, cellular component: membrane. The transcript has a single exon. Gene Ontology annotation, biological process: G protein-coupled receptor signaling pathway. Gene Ontology annotation, molecular function: G protein-coupled receptor activity; olfactory receptor activity.